This is a messenger RNA of Toxotes jaculatrix (banded archerfish), 4524 nucleotides long. RefSeq names its product neurexophilin and PC-esterase domain family, member 3 (gene nxpe3). The transcript has 6 exons. The record is from RefSeq and is a predicted model, not a curated record. Lineage: Eukaryota; Metazoa; Chordata; Actinopteri; Toxotidae. Bases 131 to 1858 code for a protein of 575 amino acids.
GUCAUCUCCUUCCUCCGCCGUCGGACCGUGGUCUGUUCAUCAUCCCUGUGGACGAAGAGAUUCCGUCAUCGCCGUGGUGACAGCAGAGACAGAAGCAGGGCCUGAUCAUGGGAGACGGGAGGAGGCCAUCAUGUGCCGAAAUCUGUCCAAAUAUGCCCUCCUCUUCCUCUUCCUAGCUGUGUCUGGACUCAUCUUCCUGCUCCGCAACAUCCACACGGUGGAGAACUGGAAUUGCCACACGAUUUCAGCCCUCUACCAGCUACAGAGCAGGAUCCAUUCAUCCUUCAUCCCAGUCAGCACUUUUUAUCACAACCACACCUUCUGCGCUCACCUGGGCCAGAAACCCUCACCAGAAGAUGAACUGGAAGAACGCUACCUGUUGGACUCUAUUGCCUGGCCUGGGCCUCCACCUCGCUCUAUGCCAACUGCCUUUCGCCAGACAAGUGACCCCGUGCACAGCCUGUUUGCCAUCCUUCCCGCUAAAGGAGGAAGGGAGUGGCAUGUCGGUGACCAACUGGAGGCCCUCAUCCAAAUACAUGACUUCCAGGGCCGUCCCAAGCGCUAUGGUGGGGAUUUCCUUUUGGCCAGACUGCACUCUCCGGAGCUCGGAGCAGGUGUAGCAGGCGCAGUGCUGGACCACAGGAAUGGAUUUUAUUCUGCUCUCUUCCCACUCCUCUGGGUUGGGUCUGCACAAGUUGAGAUUAUGUUGGUGCACUCAAGCGAGGCCGUUGCUGUGCUGCAACGGCUGAGGGAAGUGCACCCUGAUCGCGUGUUUUUUAAGAGCCUGUUCCGAUUGGGUUUCAUUUCUGAAACUACAAUGUGCAACAUGUGCCUGCCCCCUGAUCAGCAGCCUCUGUGCAACUACACGGACCUGUACACAGGGGAACCCUGGUACUGCUACAAGCCCAAGAUACUCAGCUGUGACACCAGAAUCAACCACGCCAAAGGUGGCUACCUGAAACACCUCAUCACCAACAAGGAGGCACUGCUCUUACAGAGUGGUGUAAACCUCAAAGUGCACAUACAUGCUUCAGGACCCGACAGAAUCAAUGUGCUGCCACCAAGGAAAGAUAAAGUAGAGGUAGAAAGCAGCAGUAUAAAACCAGAAGCUAUUACGCUAGAACCAUCUGGAUAUUACUACGAAGACUCAUGGAGGCCGCUAGGUGGGGUUACAAUGCGCCGGUUCAGUGACUCAUCUGCCAUCACUCAGUGUUUGAAGAACAAGGUGAUUUACAUGUACGGGGACUCCACCGUCAGGCAGUGGUUUGAGCACCUCAUUGCUUUUGUACCAGAGUUGAAGGAGUUCAAUCUACAAAGUCCUAAAAACGUUGGGCCUUUCAUGGCAGUGGACAGCACUCAUAAUAUUCUCUUGAAGUACCGCUGCCAUGGCCCACCCAUCCGAUUCUCCACCGUCAUGUCCAGCGAGUUGAGGUACAUUUCAAAUGAGCUGGACGGCCUUUCUGGGGGUCCCAACACCGUCGUGGUCCUCAGCAUCUGGGCCCAUUUCAGCACCUUUCCCGUGCAGGUAUACAUACGGCGGCUCCGUCACAUUCGGCGGGCGCUGGUGCGACUUCUGGACCGAGCGCCAGGGACGCUAGUUGUGAUCCGCUCAGCCAACCUCCAGGCCCUGGACCAAGAGGUGAGCCUGUACAACAGCGACUGGUAUUCUCUGCAGCUGGAUAAUGUACUCAGGACCAUGUUCAAAGGAAUGAGCGUUCUGCUGGUGGACGCCUGGCAAAUGACUUUAGCACACCACCUCCCCCAUGCCCUCCAUCCACCUCCAGCCAUUGUGAAGAACAUGAUAGACAUGCUUCUGUCUUACGUUUGCCCAGAGAAGAAGAACAGCCAACAGAAAUAGAGGCACAGUGACCAUGGAUCAGUUGAAGGAGACUUUACUUCUGAAUCCAGCAAUCGGUUCUUCAAAUCCAAACGCUCACUUCUUUGUUCAGCUUUUUUGAAGACUUGUAAACAAGUGUUCUCUGAAGCUACAUACCCUUUAAAUACCACCUUUACUGAGAGAUUUAGACUGAUACCACUGAUCUCUGUUUCCUUGGCUGUUACAUUUAAUUUUGUUCCCCACAUAGCUAAUUUCUUUUCCAGGAAUGCCAAAGACCUUGGUAACAAAAACACUUGAAAACAAUCACUAUGUGUGCGUGUAAUGUUUUGUCUGUGUGAUAUUCUUACUUACGUCGCCCAUAUUCAAUAGAUAGAUAGAACUUUAUUAAUCCCUUGGGCAGGGUCCCCCCGGGGUAUUAAGGUUCCAGCAGCAGCACAGCACUGUAGAUAAAGGACAGUAAUAAUUCUAAAAACAGCUGUAAAAAACAGGAAAUUGCACAUCAGAAAGUACUAAACCAUAACUUCAGUUUUUCAGAAACCUGCUUUUCAGCAAGGUUUCGUGAACAUUAAGUCAAACGCUGCCAGUGGUGUGUGUACAUCUGAGACUCGACCUUUACGUACGUUUCUAAUGACUCUUUUGUAUUAAUUCUUAGCUUUUUAUUACAGAAAUAAUUUUCUUUCUGUCUUCAGUUUCGAUUCUGGGUGUUUUAUAGGGACAUUUGAGGGAUAACGUAACGUAAUAAUAAUGUAAUAUGAUCAAGUACUGUAUGUGUCACAUGUUUGUCAUUGGAAGCCGGGAGAGGAGAGUGAAAGCUGUUUAUUGAGGGGUUUCAGGUCUGUGUGGUGUAAAGAGAUAAUGUGCCUAUUUUAUAUCUAAUUGUGUCUGUCUCUGACAACAUCAGAGACAUAGUAUUUAGUCAUUUAUAAGAACUGAGAUGCUUUCAUGUAUUUGCAACUGUUUUGCUUUUCUAACAUUGUUAAAAGGACCAGUUUGUAACCAAACAAGUUUGGACCAGUGUUUGGAAGCCAUUGCCAUAGCUGUGGUUCAGAUCAUGUGGUAAAGGGAGGCCUGAGCUGGAGCUGGGUGAUGCGUUAGUACAAGAUUAAUAUCACAAUGAGGUGCUAAAGGUGGCCACGAUUGAUUGAUUGAUUGAUUUAUGAAUGAUCUUAAAGCCUGUGAUAUUCAGUAAACUAAAUUGUAGCAAUGGCAUUAGAAGUCACAGAUCAGUCUCAGUGACUCUUAUUCAUAUGAACUUAAAAUUCAUUCUGAUUUUCAUGUAUUUAACCAGGUAAAUGUUUUGUUAAGAUUUAUAUUGCUGUUUCUGGCCAAGAGGGCAGCGUUUAAACACUGUUACAACAAUAACAACUGACUGAGCCACCGCAGCUCUCAGUCACAUUUGAUAAUGGAUUGGAUGCUGCCAAGUAAGCCCUGAGUGCUCGUUGGUUCAGAGCUGUAGUUGACAGGUUUGCAUCACUGUUACAUAUUUAUUAGUUUGACAGCAUGUUGGAAAUGCAGGGGAUUUUAGAGAAUUCUAAAAGCACAUAUUUCAGUUGAUAUUAAAGGAGAUAUUAUGCAGAAGGACAGUGACUGCAGUUAAUUUGUGCUUUCUUUCUGUGGGAGAACAGGAAAAUAAUUUGUUGUUUUCAUAUAUUAAUGUCUGGGAAACACGAAAAUAUAAGGAAUACGGUGGAAUAGAUUUUGGAUAUUAAUUUAUAUUUGUUGACGCAGCUGUUAGUCCCGCCAGGUCCCUUAUUCUCAUAUUCUUCUAAUCUACAUGUGGCUUGCACCAUUCACUGCCUUUACCUGCGGCAGUUGUGCUCAAUGACUUACCUGCUGAAUAAAAUUAAAACCUGUCAAAAUGUAAUGAAAUGUUUUGCAAAUGAAACAAAAAAACUACUAAUGCAUUCAACUUUUUCGUAAUGUAGCAUUAUUUGAGCUAUAUAUCUCACUCACACAUGACAUGGCAUCUGAUGAUCUCACUCCUAACCCAUGGGCAUGGAUAACGUGCUGCUGCUGUAACAGCCUCCUCCUGGACCUGGAUUUGCUCCACUUCAGCCACAAAACGAAGAAUGAGGUCAGACACUGAUGUUAGGCCGUCAGUCCUGGCUCACAGUCGGCGUUUUAAUUCCUUCCAAAGAUAUUUGAUGGGUUUGAGUUUGAUACCUUCCACACCAAACUAAAAAAGAAACACACACACACACAAAGUGGUUUAACUGGCCUGACUUUCUGCACUGGAGUGUUGUGUCUCAACAUGAAAGGGCCUUGCCCAAAGCUGGAAGCACACUGUUUAUCUAUAUAUCUAUAUUAUAUCUCAAACCAUGAGACACAGCCUCAGGCCUUACAUACAUAAAAGUAAGUUGAUGGGGAUGCACAGAGCAGAACUACAGCUGUUUACCGAAAGUUACUGUGAGGAACAACUUUAUAUCAUUUUGUUGGAACCAUAAUAAAAGUGUGUCUUUUUUACACAAAUUUUGACAGAUUGCUGUGAAAGUUAGAGAACUGAGGUAGAAUUAACAGAAAUGCUGAUUGAAUUGUCAAAAUAACAGUUGCUGUAGCUGCUCCUUUGCACAGCUCUGCUUCCUGUUAGAUGGGAUACAGGGAACAGAGACCACUGGAUCCCACAUUGAAAAUGUACAUUGACUUAUUAUUGAGUACUUAAGUAAAACUGUCAAAUAAAUCACUGAAAA